This is a messenger RNA of Vigna umbellata (rice bean), 965 nucleotides long. The record is from RefSeq and is a predicted model, not a curated record. NCBI's taxonomy places the organism in Eukaryota, Viridiplantae, Streptophyta, Magnoliopsida, Fabales, Fabaceae.
CAAAACCCAUUAUUUCACGUUUUUUUCUUCCCACCCAACCCAAGGCCCAAACCAACUCCCUCCAAAGUCCAAACUACGAACACUGUCUCUCUUUCUGUCUCUCUGCAAAAAAUUUCUGAGAGAAAAUCCAGCGAGAAAAUUUGCAAAUGUCCAAUUUCCUGUCGAACACUAAUCCGAACCCGAACAAGUCCUUCGAGGUGAAUCAGCCUCCCACGGAUUCUGUCUCCAGUCUCAGUUUCAGUCCCAAAGCCAACUUCCUCGUAGCCACUUCUUGGGACAAUCAGGUUCGCUGCUGGGAGGUAGCACGGAAUGGAGUAAAUGUGGCCACUGUCCCCAAGGCUUCUAUAACGCACGAUCAUCCAGUUUUGUGCUCUACAUGGAAAGAUGAUGGCACAACUGUCUUCUCUGGUGGAUGUGAUAAGCAAGUGAAGAUGUGGCCUCUAUUAUCCGGAGGCCAACCAAUGACUAUUGCCAUGCAUGAUGCACCCAUCAAAGAAGUUGCUUGGAUUCCUGAAAUGAAUCUCUUAGCCACAGGAAGCUGGGACAGGACUUUGAAAUACUGGGAUACAAGGCAGUCAAAUCCUGUGCACACACAGCAACUCCCAGAGCGCUGCUAUGCUAUGACAGUGAGACAUCCUCUGAUGGUUGUUGGCACUGCUGAUAGAAAUCUAGUAGUUUACAACUUGCAAAAUCCUCAGGUUGAAUUUAAGAGAAUUGUUUCACCCUUAAAGUAUCAAACAAGGUGCCUUUCAGCAUUCCCUGAUCAACAAGGUUUCUUGGUUGGAUCAAUAGAAGGAAGAGUUGGGGUGCAUCAUUUGGAUGACAGUCAGCAGGGUAAAAACUUCACUUUUAAAUGCCACAGAGAGGGAAAUGAAAUAUACUCGGUCAACUCUUUAAACUUCCAUCCUGUAAGAUUUAUGUUCCACCUGUGCCUUAUUAUUCUGAUUUAAGUUUGUAUUAAUUUG